Aspergillus luchuensis is the source of this 1143-nucleotide messenger RNA. Its product is annotated as DUF895 domain membrane protein. The coding region runs from base 1 to 1143 and encodes 380 amino acids. NCBI's taxonomy places the organism in Eukaryota, Fungi, Ascomycota, Eurotiomycetes, Eurotiales, Aspergillaceae. The transcript has 2 exons. The record is from RefSeq and is a predicted model, not a curated record.
AUGUCACUCGAAAAGCAACCAUCCUUAACGGAUGAAGAGGUACAUGAUACACCAUCCUCUACUCCCUUCGAACCGAGUCGGGAUCAUAAAGUGAAAUGGUACCGCUCAACAACCUACAACGCCCUGGUCCUCGGACUGUGCAACUUCCUCGCCCCGGGAAUCUGGACAGCAAUGAACAGUCUCGGCGGCGGGGGCUCCGAAAGUCCCUACCUAGUCGACGCCGCGAACGCCCUCACCUUCGGACUAAUGGUAUUCUCCUGUUUCUUCGGGAGCGUCGUCGUCCGUCUGGUCGGGAUAAAAUGGACGCUCAUCCUCGGCACAAUCGGGUACGCGCCGUACGCAGCAGGACUGUACACACACAAUCGGUUCGGAACGGACUGGCUAGUCCUCUUCGGUGCAGCAGUAUGCGGACUAUCAGCAGGUAUAUUCUGGAUGGCGGAGAGCGCGAUCGCGCUAUCCUACCCGGAGCCAGAGAACCAAGGUCGGUUCUUAGGACUCUGGUUGAGUUUCCGCGUCGGGGGCCAGAUCCUUGGCGGGGCGAUUAAUCUGGGCUUGAACGUGCAUCGGAAUACAGCGGGGAGUGUGAGUUAUGCUGUCUUCGGGGUGUUUAUUGCCUUGCAGGCGCUGGGGCCGGUGGCGGGGAUGUUGUUGACGGAGCCUGGGAAGGUGAUGAGACGGGAUGGGAUGCAGGUGAAGUUACGGAUUGCGCAUAGUGCGUGGUACGAGGUGAAGGCGAUGACGCGGUUGUUUUUCCGGAGGGAGUUUCUGUGUAUCGUGCCGUUGAUUGCGCAGGCCACGUAUACGGAGGCGGUGAUGUUCACGUAUCUGGAUUUGUGGUUUAGUGUGCGGGUAAGAGCGCUGGGGAGUUUCUUGUCGGGCGUCUUGGCGCUGGUGAGUGGGAAUGUGUUGGGGGCGUUUUUGGAUAGUACGAGGCGGUUUGGGUUGAAGACGAGGAGUCGGGGGGCGUUCUUUGUGGUGUUGGGGUUGCAGGGUGGGUGGUGGGUGUGGGCGACGGUGGUCACGACGCAGUAUACGAACGAGGGGAGGAGUGGGAUUGAUUGGGUGGAUGAGGGGUUUGCGAAGGGGUUUGUGUUGUAUUUGGUGUGGGUUGCUGGGUUUCAGUUGAACUAUAUGUUUUUGUGA